Molecule: messenger RNA, 3580 nt
Organism: Stylophora pistillata
Lineage: Eukaryota; Metazoa; Cnidaria; Anthozoa; Scleractinia; Pocilloporidae
Biological process (GO): regulation of transcription by RNA polymerase II
Cellular component (GO): nucleoplasm
Molecular function (GO): DNA-binding transcription repressor activity, RNA polymerase II-specific; RNA polymerase II cis-regulatory region sequence-specific DNA binding
Source: RefSeq, a predicted model, not a curated record
UAGUUUUAUCUUAGUACUGCUGAAUGGAUUGGAUGAAUGAUUACGGUUAGGUUAUUUCCUUACGAGUGAAAAAUUUCGAGCAUUUGUGCCUUUCAACGACGUCUAAGCGAACAAAAAUGGCGGCCACGGGUUCUUUUACUAUUGAUUUCGCUCGAGGAUGGCGCUCUUUUGAUGGAAACGUGGCUUAGUCGCUGGAAUGUUAAAAAGAUGUUAGGUCAUUUCAUAGUAGGUUCGAAUGACUGAGUUUUGUUGAGCAGUGGUAAUAUCUUCGGGGUGGAUUGUAAGCUGUAGCGGUUUGAAAUUUAUGAAUGAAUAAUUAUGGACCUCGAACGCCUUUGAACGCGCACGUUGCUUCGUUUUGUUUAACCUUCGGGAUAUCGAAUCUUUUCGGGACUCUAAGUCAGCGCCAGAAAGUGGACGAUUUGAGUUUAAGUUCUUCAUUUGACUUGAAUUUUAUUGGAAGUUUUAUGAGUUAUGCCUAUAUUACCUAGGUGAUCGGACAAGCAAAGUCGACUUAGACAGAGAUUAAACAAGAAAAUUCCGGUUUCGUUUCAAACGUUGCUUUGUUAUUGGAGUUUUAUGCAUCUCCCAGACAUUUAUAUGACAAACUUGUGAUGAGAAGCUGUCUGUUUUAACUUAAUCGAUCAUUUCAAGAACUUUACUUGGAUAGAAAUAAAUAAUAUAGAUACAUCGAUAAAAUAAGUAUCUGAGUUAAAAAUAGUAAUUUCCUCGAUAGAUGAUGUUGCAAUUUACACAGGUGGAUUUGCGAAUUCAAGGGCACAUUGACAGUGAGGGAGGGCAAGACACUAAGUAGUCUGAAAACAAACCAUGGAUGCUGAUUUGGAUGGAAUGAUCAAAGGAGAAAAGGAAGUUCAAUUAGAAGAACCCAGUGAUCUGGCACCUGUAGCUGUCAGUCACAUCGCUGGUCAACCAAUCAAUUCCACAGAGCAAGAAGUGAUUGGUCUUCUGUUAGCACAACAGCAAGUUUUUACAAGUCCCAGUAAACUUGAGCCAUCAAGUGUCUAUGCAAACCAAUCAUCUGUUCCAAGUGCUGUAGCUGUGGUAACUGGUGAUGUGUUACAACCACAUGACACUGAAAACAAAGCUAUUGUCAUUAGCGAAGACACAGAUGUUGAAGUAAAAGAUACAGACUCAAUUCUAGUUGCUCAACAAGGAGAACAAGAUGCUGCUACAGCCACCAUUAUGGCCUCUGUGGAACAACAAGAUGGUAAUGAAGGCUAUCAGUCUGUCCAGACCAGCUUGGCACCAGGUGACCUUGUCCAAUCGGCUGUAGUAGUGAGUUCAACUCCAGGUGGAACGGUGUUUCUAGAACCACAGGCUGUGACCCUGACUGAACUUCCUGGUGGGACUGUGCAAACUCUCCCUGCCGGAAGCACUUUUGAAGCAACUUAUGUUCAUCAGAGCAGUGACGGAACUAGUUAUGUCAUCACUUCAGAACCCACAUCCUUCGAUACUAACUCCUCAGUCUCUAUGACAACAAUUUCUGAGUCAAACCCAUCCAUGGUGAGCACAACUGAGACGGUAGACCCAACAGGAAUUCCUCUAGAACAGUUUGCUGCACAUCACACCCAUCAGGUUGAUCACGAAGAUCAUUCAACGCUGUAUGUGCUUCAAGAUGAUUCUGGUAACCAGGAUCAGGAGGCAGCAGCCAAGAAGAUUUACCACUGCGGAAUGGAUGGGUGUAGCAAGCAAUUCUCCACGUCAUACCGGCUGAAGGCUCAUGGGCGGAGUCACACGGGAGACACGUUCAGGUGUGAAGAAGAAGGCUGCGAGAAGGCCUUUAUCACUCAGAGUGACUUGACCAAGCAUGUAAGAACUCACUCAGGAGAAAAACCGUACCGAUGUGAUCACGAAGGGUGCGGAAAGGUGUACACCACGGCACACCAUCUGAAGGUUCAUGAACGUGCUCACACAGGAGAGAAACCGUUUAAAUGCCGAGUUGAUGGCUGUGAUAAAGCAUUCGCUACAGGGUAUGGUCUGAAGAGUCACACACGGACCCACACGGGAGAGAAACCUUACAAAUGUCCACAUGAUGACUGCGGUAAAGCAUUUAAGACGUCAGGAGAUCUGCAGAAACAUGUGCGCACGCAUACAGGGGAAAGGCCUUUCACGUGCCCAUUCCCAGACUGUGGACGGUCCUUCACCACAUCAAACAUAAGGAAAGUACACAUGAGGACUCACACGGGUGAACGACCGUAUGUCUGCGAACACGAGGGCUGUGGACGGUCCUUUGCUAGCGCCACUAACUACAAGAAUCAUUCAAGAAUACAUACAGGAGAGCGGCCAUACAUUUGUCAAGUAAUUGGGUGUAACAAGCGCUUCACAGAGUAUUCCAGUCUGUACAAGCAUCACGUGGUCCACACCCAUAACAAGCCAUACACGUGCAAUAUCUGUAACAAGACCUACAGACAAACCUCCACGCUGGCUAAUCACAAGAGGACCGCUCAUUGCGAUAUAGCUGACGUUGAUAAUCUGGGUGAAGGUGAAUAUGACGUAGGUCACGAAGAGCCCUCAAACAAACGUCAGCGGUUGGAAUACACAGAGACUAUCUCAAGUAACCAAGCUUUCGCGCACGGUGUGCCCGUCGUGAUAGCCGACGAAGCUUCAGUAGCCGCGCUUCAAGCCAUGGACGGCAACCUGGCCGACAUUCAGCACCAAAUAGCUGAAGGUGGUCACGUGACUGGCCACAUUGCCAUUCCUGUUGCCAUAGCAUCCGAUGCUGCCAUCCAAGUGGAAGGUAGCCUCGAGCAUGCCGUGACACUAUCACAAGGGGUGCAACAGCUUAAUUCCACCCUUGCUGAUAGCACAGGACACGAGCUGGACAUGUCGUCAGUGCAGGUUGUCUCCGCACCGCAGACAGUGGUAGUGACGUCGCUAGAGGCCGUAACGGGGGCAGGUCAACAUUCGGAGACUGUGGUCGUGACCUCUUUAGAUGGGGUGACGACGACUGCUAGAAGAACGCAUGAUGGGUUUACCAUUGUCACGGUGCCUUCUCAAGGAGGAGCACUGAGUAUUGGUGAGCAGGAAAAAGUGCAAGGAGGGGAAGAAGACGACGAAGCUCAGAAUGAUGGGCAGACAGCAACCGAGGAUGACUCAGGGGUACUGCAAUCCCACGAGCCUACUUUGAAUGCUGCUAAGGCUGCACUGGAUGCUGUGCUGGCCUCACAGCUGCAACAGAAUGACGUCAUCAACAGCGACGACCCUGAUUCAGCUUCAAACGCAGGGACCACCCCUAUGACUACUGCCGUGGCUUAUCAGGCGUGAAACAACCAAUAAAAAUUCGUUUUGGUGUUCACAACAUUAGCUUUCAAAUGGUUUGCGUAGUGGUGCAGUGGAUCUGUUAUUAUGCCUGACAGCCAUUAGUGUGAAAUAUUUUGUAGUCAUUUUUGUUUAUUAUUUAACUUAUUUUUCCUUUUGGCGUAUUUUACAUCUCAGUCGAGUGUCGACUUUUCUUUCUAUUUUACUUUUCUUCUGGUGGCAAAAUAGCUAACGUUUAUUCCAAGGAAGGAAAAAACAAUUAGAAAUUGUGGACAUGUAAAUAAAAAAAUCUGCAAAACUU